Ananas comosus (pineapple) is the source of this 973-nucleotide messenger RNA. RefSeq names its product zinc finger A20 and AN1 domain-containing stress-associated protein 11-like. NCBI's taxonomy places the organism in Eukaryota, Viridiplantae, Streptophyta, Magnoliopsida, Poales, Bromeliaceae. The record is from RefSeq and is a predicted model, not a curated record. Bases 186 to 665 code for a protein of 159 amino acids. The transcript has a single exon. Gene Ontology annotation, molecular function: ubiquitin-protein transferase activity; zinc ion binding; DNA binding. Gene Ontology annotation, biological process: protein ubiquitination.
GCGGCGUCGUUGCCCCCCUUCGCGAUUACCGACCGACCGACUAGGGAGGGGCCUCCUUAAAUAAACGAAGCCAACCCCCGCCCCAAUUCCUCUUCUGUGCCUCUCGCUAGGUAGUAGGGGCCAUCUCCUCGAUCAUAUUCCCAAUCUCCUCCAAACCCUACUCCUAAUCCCCCACAAGGAAAAUCAUGGCUCAGCGAGAAAAAGAGGAGACGGAGCUCCAAGCCCCCGAAACCCUCACCCUCUGCGUCAACAACUGCGGCUUCUACGGCAACCCCGCCACCAAUAACAUGUGCAAAACCUGCUUCAAAGCCUCCGCCGCGUCCGCGUCCGCGUCCGCGUGCGCGUGCUCGUCCGCGUCCGCGUCCGCAACCAUCUGCUCCUCUCCGCCGCCCUCUGUCUCCGUCCCCGAGAAGCCGAGAGCGGAUCCGAAGCGGUCGCGUCCGGAUCCGGCGGCGGCGCAAGCGGCGAGGAAGGUGAAACGGUGCGCCCGGUGCACGAAGAGGGUGGGGUUGACGGGGUUCCGGUGCCGGUGCGGCGAGCUGUUCUGCGGGGAGCACCGGUACUCGGACCGGCACGCGUGCGUCUUCGACUACAAGACCGCCGGGAGGGAGGCCAUCGCACGGGAGAAUCCGCUGGUCAGGGCGUCCAAAAUCAUUAAGAUCUGAUCUCGGUUUCGAGGGGACCGUCUAAUUUGGAGCUUAAAUUCGGGACUUGGGAGUAAAACGAAAAGGAGAAGAUACAUAUAUUUUUGUUGGAAUUUGGAAAGAGAGAAAAAAAAAAAUAAUAGUAGUUUUUUACACACAAGAAGAAGAGGAAAAAAAACAAAAAAAACGAGAAAAGGUGCUUCAUUAGCGUUAUUGUGCUUGUGGACUCUUCUCUGGUAUCUAUCGAGAUGUCUAAAAUUUUAUAAUAUUCAGAAAUUUUGUGAUUCAAGUAGAAGAGAAAUAACGCGGUGGAGAUAUUUCGUUUGGUA